AUGGAGUUUUACCUGGAGAUCGACCCUGUCACCUUGAACCUCAUCAUCCUAGUUGCAAGCUACGUCAUCUUACUUUUGGUGUUCCUCAUCUCCUGCGUGCUGUAUGACUGCCGAGGCAAGGAUCCCAGCAAGGAGUACGCUCCGGAGACCACACUGACCGCCCAGCCUUCCAUCCGAGUGGUGGUGACACAGCAUAGCGCUCAUGGAUCCCACUGGGUAAGGGGACCCAGCCUUCAUUUUAAGGAUCCUGCUCCAAUAGGGAAGAAAAGCACCGUGGUAUGA
This is a messenger RNA of Peromyscus eremicus (cactus mouse), 282 nucleotides long. It is a transcript of the gene Smim36, whose product is annotated as small integral membrane protein 36. Bases 1 to 282 code for a protein of 93 amino acids. Lineage: Eukaryota; Metazoa; Chordata; Mammalia; Rodentia; Cricetidae. The record is from RefSeq and is a predicted model, not a curated record. The transcript has a single exon.